Cyclospora cayetanensis is the source of this 1938-nucleotide messenger RNA. RefSeq lists its product as uncharacterized. The transcript is spliced from 12 exons. Bases 1 to 1938 code for a protein of 645 amino acids. Gene Ontology annotation, molecular function: protein binding. Lineage: Eukaryota; Apicomplexa; Conoidasida; Eucoccidiorida; Eimeriidae. The record is from RefSeq and is a predicted model, not a curated record.
AUGCCGCGCUCAAGCAGAGGCACUGCACCUUUUCAAGAGGCGCUUCGGGCUGGUGACGCCCUUAGGGCCGCGCAACAGUUUCCUGGAGCCUUCCAAAGCUACACGGCAGCGGUAGCCGCAGCGGCAGCCGCAAGAAACAGGCACAAGUUGGCAGAAGCUCUCUGUAGGUCUGCUGUUUGCUGCUUAGACGCUGCUGGCGAUCUCGAAGGUGGCGCAACAGUUCUCUCCUUCCUGAGAAGAAGAAGAAGCUCACCAGCACGAGCGGCAGGUGAGGCAACAGCCGCAGCCUCACGGGGGAAUCCACAAAGGCUGCUGGUGGAAGCUCUUAGAUUUGCUUCUAGGGCCCUGCGCUUCAAACCUCACAGCGUUCUGAGCUUGCACGCAGCAGCGCAAGCAGCUCUAUUGCUGCAGCUACCAGGGCUGGCGGCCUCUUUAGCGGCCCUUCAGCUGCGGCACCUGCGGCAGCCAAGCCUCUCGAGGGUUUGCCAUGGACUGAACCAGCAGCAGCAGAAGCAGCAGCAGCAGCAGAAGCAACAGCAGCAGCAGCAGAAGCAGCAGCAGCAGAAGCAACAGCAGCAGCAGCAGAAGCAGCAGCAGCAGCAGAAUCAGCAGCAGCAGGGAGUCAGCUGUUUAGUGAAUUCCUUCACGCUGGACUGUGUGAAUCCUGAUGUGGCAUUGACUGCUGUGCAGGUGAUGCGUUGUCUGGCACUGCAGCAGCUUAUGCGCGCAUGUACGAAUAGUAGGGCGCGUUGCCUGGGAACUGUCUCUGCAGGCCUUCGGCUGGAGGCCGCUCUAAGGCUAACCUGUUGCCACGGAAGCGCUGGGGAGAUGAUGAGUCAGUGCUCAAGAGGAAGCUUUGCGAUGCUUUUAUCCCCAUGGUGGAGGCGUACAGCCCUCUGUGAGGCCGGGCUGCUUUUGAGCAGUGCUGCCUGUUGUGCAUUGACGAGGGCAGCAGAUCUUGAAGCUGCGUUGUUGCAGGCAAGCCCCGCUGUAUCGCAUUUGAUUUUGUUGAUGGCGUUUUCUGAUGCUGAUGCUGCCGAGAUUUAUUUCUGGGCUUUGCUCGCUCAUGGGAAUGGGAACAGCUCUAUUAGCACCAAGAGCACACUCAGAAAUCUCUGCAUGGCUGUGCAGAGAUCUCUAAAGGAGGCCCUAGAGCACACCGAGAGGCGCCUGACAGCAGCAAGCGCUGCUUCUGCUUCUUCCGGACUCAGUUCGGCGUCUUUCUUUGCUGCGUCAGAGGCCUGGCGUGCGCGGUGUCUGGUGGCCCUUGGAGAUCUCUCAGGAGCCCUGGAGGCUGCCUCGGCGGCUGUGUCGCAUGAUAUCUGGGCAACUGCGGGGAGCCUAGAGAAAGGGCAUACACUUUUCAGCGGGAGCAAGGCCUCCGGGGAAUAUUCCAGCACGCAGCCCUUCGGCCUACUCGGGCCGUUUACAGCACUGCGACUACGAGCCUUGACCCUGUGGGGCCUUGGCUGUGCCGCGGAGGCUUCGAUUUCCCUUCAGCUCUGCCGGAAGCUGGAAGAGGCUCUCUGGCUUGCGCAUGCGCCUUCUACUAUGGCCAGCCGCUACCACCGUCGCACCCCCCAAGAACUUGAGCGUCUUCGUCUUCGUAGGGAAGUGCAGCGUGGGGCCCCUGUCACGCUGCAUUUUUCGUGCGAGAUCGUGGCAUUGGGGGGAGCGGGGGGAGGGCCCGCUGAAUUCUGCGUAGCUAUCUCUGCCGGCACUGCUGCUAUGCCAAAUUUUCAACUUUCACCUUCUCCUGCCCGCGCCCCUACAGAAAUGGCUCCCGCCAUGAAAAAGAGGCACAGAUAUAACCAGUACAUCAGAAAGUGCCUAUAUGUAGCAUUGCGUGUUACACAUGCUACGGGGGGAACCGGCCAAAUAAGUUUAUCUAGGGCUCUCUCGUCUCCCAAUGCUAGCUUGGAACCAGGGUCCCAGUAA